Messenger RNA from Cotesia congregata, 360 nucleotides. Lineage: Eukaryota; Metazoa; Arthropoda; Insecta; Hymenoptera; Braconidae. The record is from the annotation of a GenBank genome assembly.
AUGGAACAGCUAAUGGACAAUGGCUAUUUUUUGGGUGUUGUUAUAUUUAUGGCAGCUAUUUUGCAAAGUACCCUCAGCCAGGCCUCAACGCAUUUUGUUAAUGUCGAAGGUAUUCGUCUGAGAACGGCUCUUCAGGCUUUAAUUUACCAUAAAUCACUGCGAUUAUACUCCUGGGGGUUUUUGGAAGAAGAAAUUGGAAAGACGGGUGAUAAUGACAAAGAUAAUAAUCUACGUAGCGGUGCAGACAUCGGAACUCUGACGAAUUUAAUGGCCGAGGAUGCUUACAAUGUCAUGAGUUUUUUUUGGAUUGGCCAUUACGUCUGGGCAAUUCCGUUAAAAGUAAUAAACAAACUAUCAUAA